CACGCGCCGCCCCGCCCCGCACGCGGACAGUGAUGGCGGCGCCGAGCUGGGGCCUGGCGGCGGCGCGGGCAGCGCUCCGGCCCUGGCGGCGGCUGGCGGUCAGGCAGUGCGGGGGUACCGCGCCGGCGGGAGCGACGGAUGCCGGCACCCCCCCGCAGCAGACGGAGGAGCGGCCGGGCGGCGGUACCGCGGCCUCCGGCCCCCGGCAGGUUCCUUCAGAGAAAUCGGAGUCCUUUGCAUCCAUGUUGAGACGCUCUCCUUUAAUUCAGAUGGGACCCAGCAAAGAUAAAAUUGCCAUUGGUCGAAUAUUCCAUGUGGUCGAAGAUGAUCUUUAUAUAGAUUUCGGUGGCAAGUUUCACUGUGUGUGCAAAAGACCAGAAGUGGAUGGAAAAAAAUACCAGCGAGGAACCCGAGUACGUCUGAGGCUGCUGGAUCUUGAACUCACAUCUAGAUUCUUGGGUGCAACGACUGAUACAACAUUGCUGGAAGCCGAUGCAGUGCUUUUAGGGCUUGCAGCAAGCAAGCAAACAAAGCAAAAGGAGUGAAUUUCAUGUUAAGAAAUGCACUUUGUGCUCUAUAGCAAAUUAUACAAAUUAAGGGUUUCCUCAGGAAAUAAAUGAAAAGUUUCUGUCCUCUUGGUCAUGUAAAUAAUGAGAUCAAUAAAAGACAGUAAGCACAUCC
This is a messenger RNA of Calidris pugnax (ruff), 681 nucleotides long. It is a transcript of the gene MRPS28, whose product is annotated as mitochondrial ribosomal protein S28. NCBI's taxonomy places the organism in Eukaryota, Metazoa, Chordata, Aves, Charadriiformes, Scolopacidae. Bases 33 to 545 code for a protein of 170 amino acids. Gene Ontology annotation, cellular component: mitochondrial small ribosomal subunit. The transcript is spliced from 3 exons. The record is from RefSeq and is a predicted model, not a curated record.